Trichogramma pretiosum is the source of this 2080-nucleotide messenger RNA. It is a transcript of the gene CCT2, whose product is annotated as T-complex protein 1 subunit beta. The record is from RefSeq and is a predicted model, not a curated record. Gene Ontology annotation, biological process: protein folding. Gene Ontology annotation, cellular component: chaperonin-containing T-complex; cytosol. Gene Ontology annotation, molecular function: ATP hydrolysis activity; ATP binding; ATP-dependent protein folding chaperone. The coding region runs from base 136 to 1740 and encodes 534 amino acids. The transcript has 6 exons. NCBI's taxonomy places the organism in Eukaryota, Metazoa, Arthropoda, Insecta, Hymenoptera, Trichogrammatidae.
CUUUUCGGCAGAUAUUUUUAGAGAGUCGUUCGUGUACGUUUCGUGAGUGAACAUCGCCCACGGAUAUCUUAAACCUGCGAUCAAUUUUCUUUCAAUUUUUCAAAGGAAGAAAGGAGUCUUUUUGGUUUAUCCAAAAUGGUCUCCCUUAAUCCUGUGAGGAUUUUGAAAAAUGAGGCUGAAGAGGAGAAGGCGGAAAUCGCGAGGUUGAGUCUUACGGUUGGGGCAUUUGCCAUUGGAGAUCUUGUCAAGUCUACUCUGGGCCCCAAGGGUAUGGAUAAAAUCCUGGUGUCUUCUGGUCGCUCGGCUGGUGAAGUACAGGUCACCAAUGACGGUGCUACCAUUCUGAAGAGUGUUGGUGUUGACAAUCCAGCCGCCAAGAUCUUGGUUGACAUGUCACGCGUACAGGAUGAUGAAGUUGGAGAUGGUACAACAUCAGUCACAGUUCUAGCUUCUGAAAUCCUGAAAGAAUCAGAGAAGUUGAUCGACCAGAAAAUCCAUCCACAAACCAUCAUCGCUGGAUACAGGAUUGCCACAGCAGUUGCUCGCGAAGCCCUUAACAACGUUACUGCUGACAACUCAGCUGAUCCUGAACGUUUCCAUGAAGAUUUAUUGAACAUUGCUCGUACCACCUUGAGCUCUAAAAUCUUGUCACAACACAAAGAGCAUUUCAGCAAAUUGGCUGUAGAUGCUGUAUUGCGUCUCAAAGGCUCUGGAAACUUGUCAGCCAUUCAAAUCAUCAAGAAAAGGGGUGGCACUCUGGCAGAUUCAUUCUUGGACGAAGGUUUUCUUUUGGAUAAGAAACCAGGCAUGCAUCAACCCCAGAAGAUUACUGAUGCCAAGAUUCUUAUUGCCAACACAUCCAUGGAUACUGAUAAAAUCAAAGUUUUCGGUUCAAGAGUACGUGUAGACUCGAUGGCCAAGAUCGCUGAACUGGAAGUAGCAGAAAAAGAAAAGAUGAAGGACAAAGUAGACAAGAUUGUCAAACACGGUUGCAAUGUCUUCAUCAACAGACAAUUGAUUUACAAUUAUCCAGAACAAUUAUUCGCCGAUGCUGGUGUCAUGGCAAUCGAACAUGCUGACUUUGAUGGAAUUGAAAGAUUGGCCCUUGUUACUGGUGGAGAAAUUGUCAGUACAUUCGAUAAUCCAGAUUUAGUAAAAUUGGGAAGAUGUGAUUGUAUUGAACAGGUUAUGAUUGGUGAAGAUACAAUUAUGCGUUUUUCGGGAGUUCCACUUGGUGAAGCUUGUACCAUCAUCAUCCGUGGUGCCACUCAGCAAAUUCUUGACGAGGCAGAGCGAUCUUUGCACGAUGCCUUGUGCGUAUUAACAUCUACAGUCCGCGAAUCUAAGAUUGUAUAUGGAGGAGGAUGCAGUGAAAUGGUGAUGGCUUGUGCCGUCAUGAAGGCUGCUGCCGCUACCCCAGGAAAAGAAGCUGUUGCAAUGGAAGCUUUUGCCAAGGCUCUUCAAACAUUACCAACUGUCAUUGCUGAUAACGGUGGUUACGAUUCAGCUCAGCUCGUCAGUGAACUCAGAGCUGCUCAUAAUUCUGGAAAUUGCACUUAUGGUCUUGAUAUGGACAAAGGAGAGGUUGCCUGCAUGAAAACUUUGGGAAUUACUGAAUCCUGGGUAGUCAAACGACAAGUACUACUCAGUGCAGCUGAAGCUGCUGAAAUGAUUCUCAGAGUUGACAACAUCUUGAAAGCAGCGCCCAGGAAGCGAGUACCUGAUCACGGCCGUUGUUAAAUCGUUUUUUAACAGAUAUAUUCAUGUAAUCAUUGCAUUGCCUCACAUUGCAUUUAUUUUUUGAAUAAAAAUAGUGGAGUGGUUCAUAUUCUUAUUACCCCGCGUGAUGCACUUGAAGAAAUAAGAACAAAUAAACUAUCCACUGUUAAAAAUGGUAUUUUGUCUGUGACAAUUAAAAACGAGUGACAGAACCAAGCUAUUUUAAUUGUUAUUAUCGAAAUGUGGAACUACUGCUGAGCAUAAUAACGUACUUUUAUAUUAAAGUUAACUAAACUUAUUAAAAAACAAAAUAAAUUUAGCAUAAUUUUCAUGCUGAAGUAAAUAAAUGACAAAAAAAUUA